This is a messenger RNA of Camelina sativa (false flax), 1464 nucleotides long. Its product is annotated as flavone 3'-O-methyltransferase 1. Gene Ontology annotation, molecular function: O-methyltransferase activity; protein dimerization activity. The record is from RefSeq and is a predicted model, not a curated record. Lineage: Eukaryota; Viridiplantae; Streptophyta; Magnoliopsida; Brassicales; Brassicaceae.
CAACCUCCACUUCUCACCCAUCACACAAUCCUCAAAACAAAAGAAACCCAAAAAAUAAAAAUAAAAACAGAGCAAUCUUUUUUUUAAUUUUUAAACUCGAGAUCUAACUAAAAUGGGUUCAACGGCGGAGACACAGAUAACUCCAGUGCAAGUAACCGAUGACGAAGCUGCCCUUUUCGCCAUGCAGUUAGCGAGUGCCUCGGUUCUUCCGAUGGCUUUAAAAGCGGCUUUAGACCUUGACCUUCUCGAGAUCAUGGCCAAGAACGCUUCUCCCAUGUCUCCGACCGAGAUCGCUUCUCAGCUUCCGACCAAAAACCCCGAAGCUCCUGUCAUGCUCGACCGUAUCCUCCGUCUUCUUACGUCUUACUCAGUCCUUACCUGCUCCAACCGUAAACUUUCCGGCGACAGCGUCGAGCGUAUUUACGGGCUUGGUCCGGUUUGCAAGUACUUGACCAAGAACGAGGAUGGUGUCUCGAUCGCUGCUCUUUGUCUCAUGAACCAAGACAAAGUUCUCAUGGAAAGCUGGUACCAUUUGAAGGAUGCGGUUCUUGAUGGUGGAAUUCCAUUCAACAAGGCUUAUGGCAUGAGCGCGUUCGAGUACCACGGAACUGACCCUAGAUUCAACAAGGUCUUCAACAAUGGAAUGUCUAACCAUUCCACAAUCACCAUGAAGAAGUUACUUGAGACCUAUAAGGGUUUCGAGGGCUUGACUUCUUUGGUUGAUGUUGGUGGUGGCAUUGGUGCUACCCUCAAAAUGAUUGUCUCCAAGUAUCCUAUCCUUAAAGGCAUCAACUUUGAUCUCCCACAUGUCAUCGAUGAUGCUCCUUCUCAUCCCGGAAUUGAACAUGUUGGAGGAGAUAUGUUUGUAAGUGUCCCUAAAGGUGAUGCCAUUUUCAUGAAGUGGAUAUGUCAUGACUGGAGCGACGAACACUGCGUAAAAUUCUUGAAGAACUGCUACGAGGCGCUUCCAGAGGAUGGAAAAGUGAUAUUAGCAGAGUGUAUACUUCCAGAGACACCAGACUCAAGCCUCUCAUCAAAACAAGUAAUCCAUGUCGAUUGCAUUAUGUUGGCUCACAAUCCGGGAGGCAAAGAACGAACUGAGAAAGAGUUUGAGGCUUUAGCCAAAGCAUCAGGCUUCAAGGGCAUCAAAGUUGUCUGCGACGCUUUUGGUGUUAACCUUAUUGAGUUGCUCAAGAAGCUCUAAAACAAAAAUGUCCUUUUAAUGAUGAUUUAUACGUAAACAUGAUAUCAUGUCUACGUAUACUUCUUCACCCACCACCUUAAUUUGUUUUACUCGUGUUAUAUUAUUGUUCUCCACUUCUCCUAUAAACUAUGGUGUUUAAUAAUGGUUUAUCAAGAGUUUGAUUAGAGUUGGCUUUUCUAUCUUCUUAUACAAAUAUCGUACUUUGUAUUCUUGUUUAUGUAAUUAUAAGAAAAAUAAAACAAUGAGCUAUUAUUGAAUCA